AAGAGACAGCAGGAGAAGGCUUGCGAUGGUAAUAACAAAACCAUCUGUUGUGUAAUUCUUUUCAAGAAGGAACUUGCUAUCUGCUGGAAUGGUAUUACAUUAUCGGGCACCGCUACUGCCUCGGCAGAAAUCUUUUAUCCCACCACAGAUUCCGAAUCCAUUUGUCCAUGAAAUCAAUCUGAAAUUCACUGAUAAGAUACGGAUAAUGCUAUGUGGUCUUUUCAUUCUACCUAUAAGGAUAAUUAUCUUUGUGACUGUCUUAAUAAUGUCAUGGUUGGUUGCAUCCUUUACUACCUGCUGUAUUCUGAAGGUGAGCUUGGAGCCACUAAAGGGAUGGAGAAGAAAUGUAUCAAAGCACUUUCUAUGUUGCCUUGGACGUCUCCUUUAUUUCUCGAUGGGAUUCCAUGUUCGUAUCACUGGAAAGCCUGCAAAUUUCUCUGAAUCUCCAAUCUUUGUGGUUGCUCCACACUCUUCAUUCUUUGAUGGGAUUGCAGUGAUUGCAUCUGGGAUGCCCUCAACUGUAUCCAGAGAAGAAAACAUUGCUGUGCCCAUAUUUGGCAGUAUCCUCCGUUCCCUCCAGCCCAUACUGGUGUCAAGAACAGAUCCUGAUUCUAGAAAACACACAAUCGAUGAAAUAACUAAGCGAGCAACAUCACAAGGAGAGUGGCCACAGAUUUUGAUUUUUCCAGAAGGUACCUGUACAAACCGCUCCUGUUUAAUAUCAUUUAAGCAAGGUGCUUUUUAUCCUGCAGUCCCUGUACAACCCAUUAUCCUACGAUACCCAAACACUUUGGACACAGUCACCUGGACUUGGCAAGGAUUUACAGUCACAAAACUUUUAUCUAUGACUGUAUGUCAGUUCUGCACCAACGUUGAAGUGGAGUUUCUUCCUGUUUAUGUCCCUUCAGAAGAAGAGAAAAAAGAUAUUUUUCUCUAUGCAAACAAUGUUCGCAAUGUCAUGGCUAAGGCUUUGGGACUGCCAACAACUGAUCAUACCUAUGAAGACUGCAGGCUAAUGCUCACUGCCAGAGAGCUAACACUUCCCAUGGAGACUGGCCUUGUUGAGUUCACAAAAAUCAGCAAAAAGUUACGCAUAAAAUGGAAUGACAUUCAGAAACAGCUGGAGGUUUUUGCUUCUAUUGCUGAUAUGUCAAAAGGAGGAAGAAUUGGAAUUGAAGAAUUUGCCACCCACUUGAAGUUACCAGUAUCUGAUGUAUUACAAGAGUUGUUUGCAUUGUUUGACAGGAAUAGAGAUGGUACCAUAGAUUUCAGAGAAUAUGUCAUUGGGAUCGCCAUCCUGUGCAACCCUGCCAAUUCUGAGGAAACUAUUCAAAUGGCAUUUAAGCUGUUUGAUGUAGACCAAGAUGGAAGCAUAACAGAGGAUGAGUUCAGCUCUUUGUUGAAAUGCGUUUUGGGAGUCCCUGACCUUGAAGUAUCUAAUCUUUUCCAUGAUAUGGAUGCUGACAAAUCAGGAAAGAUCACCUAUGAGGAGUUCAAAAACUUUUUCCUGAAGCACCCAGAAUAUGCUAAACUGUUUGUAACAUACCUGGAACAUCAGAAAUUUUACAUGCAUAUGUUACAACAAAAGGAAGAUGAAGAGAACCUGUUGGAGCCUCAUAUUUCAGAAGAUCAGGACAAAAUGAAUAUUAAAGAUGAAACUACAACAGGCAAGAAAGAAGACUGAUAGAUGAGCCAUAUAUUUCAAAAUGCACUGGAUUAUUUUUUAAGAAUUCUGUUC
Nanorana parkeri is the source of this 1738-nucleotide messenger RNA. It is a transcript of the gene LPCAT2, whose product is annotated as lysophosphatidylcholine acyltransferase 2. Gene Ontology annotation, molecular function: 1-acylglycerophosphocholine O-acyltransferase activity; calcium ion binding. The transcript has 15 exons. The coding region runs from base 89 to 1684 and encodes 531 amino acids. The record is from RefSeq and is a predicted model, not a curated record. Gene Ontology annotation, cellular component: endoplasmic reticulum. NCBI's taxonomy places the organism in Eukaryota, Metazoa, Chordata, Amphibia, Anura, Dicroglossidae.